Messenger RNA from Caenorhabditis auriculariae, 5381 nucleotides. The record is from the annotation of a GenBank genome assembly. Lineage: Eukaryota; Metazoa; Nematoda; Chromadorea; Rhabditida; Rhabditidae.
AUGUCCAUCAAAGAAAUCAACCGACAGCUUGAAAGACAGUAUCGAGAAGAUUCAUCUUUAGUUUGGCCAAGACACAUUAUCGGGCUGUUGAAUCGAGGAAUCGUGAGAGGAAACGUCAAACAUCAUUCUGUUCAGUAUUUAAGGCGACGGAGAGUACAUAAAACUUUUAUAUCAAAACUUGAGCACAAUCAGUUUUGUAUUUUUUUAUUUUGCAACAGAAAAGUCAGUUCUUUCAAAAAAAUAAUUAUCAACUAAAUUGUCUCAUUUUUCGCAGAUCGGUUCUUCAUCGCUAGUGAUACUUUCUCGUUUACUAUUAUAUUCCGAGAUUCCCUCUUUUUUCUAAAUUCAUUUGAAAUGAGAAAAGUGGCCUUAUCUGGCAGGAGGGUAUACCUUUUCACACCGUAACCCGUUCUUUCAAGACACCUUCGAAAACUUUUUAGGGAUGGACUAUCACUGACGCAAUCAAACUUUUUAGGCUGAUGGAUUGACUUGUUUUCUCUUUUAACACUUGAAAUCGUAUUUCAAGAUCUUAGAUCUUCCAAAAAGUUUUAUUCAUAUUUUCACAAAGUUUUGAUAGGGCACUCGAGAUUUUCGAACUGUCGAAUUUUUGAUAAAUGCUUUUUUUUAAAGUCCCAAGUACUAGACCAGCUUGUAAGAUCUUUGUGUAUGUUCUCAAAACUUUCUAAGAUACCGUACUCUCAAUUUUUUGAAUGUUAAGGAAAAUUCUUUUUUUUUAUUUUCAUGGCCUUUCUCAGCCAAUUCGUGCUAGAUCGGAUUCUACCAGAUGAUAAAAAUAGUCUAAAAGCACAGAUCAACGCGGCCGGUAAAGGUACAGAACUAGUUUUUUUGCGCGCAACUCGCAGGUCGUCGAUGUCAUAUUGGACGUUGACACGGUCGCCGACGUCGUCUUUGCCCAAUUCAAGACAGUAACAGGUUGUGUUGUGGUAGAUGUGUGGUGCCGUUUUCUCCGAUUCUCCGCAGACCGUGCCCCUUUGGCCACUUUGUUCGCGAAGGCGCGACCGACCCUCGCCGGACUCCGCCUCUGGGCAUCUUCUUUAUCACCGUUCCCGUCAGUGGAGGAUCUCUGAAGAUUUUAUUGGCUUCAAUGAUCUUGUUCAACAAGCUGCUCUUGUAUAAAUAAACCUCUUUGACAUCGUGCGUUUGAACUCGAACUUGCGGCCGCUUUUUGGUCAACAUAGGUUCCUUCCUUUAAAGGACUUUCUUUGCUUCGUGUUCUUUGUUGUUUUGAUUUUUUGGGUCCAUUUCUCGACAUUAGUUGUUUCAGAGCCGCCAUGGAGCGGAUAUACGUCUUUCUGGCGUUAUUCACAGUUGUAUAUUUCUUGGAAGCGAUUGGAGGAAGUUAUAUAAAUUCGGCGGUUCAGAACAUUGAACGGCAGUUUCAAAUGUCUUCCAAAACAUCUGGAAUGAUGAUUGCAGCAAGUGAGUUCUCUUUUUCCUGUUUAUAAUUAGUUUGUUCAUCUAGUGAGGAUUUUUGUUUGGAAAAAUUCGCGUUCAGGUGACUUUGGUUACAUUCCUUGCGUUGUCUUCACUGCUUAUUUCGGGUCGAAAGGCAACAGGUAAAAUUUCUGUCUGAAAGUAUACUUUCGUUGUUUUUUUUCAUUUGUUUUGAGUUUUCACCGUCUUAAAUGAAAGUUUUACAGAGCGAAGUGGAUUGGAGGUGGAGCUAUCAUCGUUUCUGUAUCCUACUUACUCCUGGCCUCACCUAAUUUUCUUUUUCCGAAAGGAAAAAUUGACUUGAACACUACUAGCAUUGCAGUGCGUUAUAUUAUUUGUUUUUCGCUCUAUCGAAACAAUUUCAGUCGGACUUAGUGCCAUCGGAAAGCCAACUCUCAGAAAAUUCGACUCUCAGGCAACUGCUUGAUUAUCCGCUUAUCCGCGAUCGCAUGCCACACGAUUUGUACGCAAAGUUGCUGAAAUUGCAAGACGACGGAAGUCCGGUUAGUUUUUCGGCUAAUCUUCUUCGCUUUCUUUUAUUCUGUGAAUUGUUUUCAAGCGUAAGUAGAAAAAUUUGUUUUCGUGUUUUUCAAAAAAUUGAAAGUGUUAUUUUCAGAUUGAUAGCUCAAAAAUUGCAAAUGAGUUGAUAAACGCUACUGCAAAACGCACAGCCACCUCGUAUUCUGUCGAUGGAUGGCUCAUUGAUAAGGUGGGGAUUUGUUUUUCGAUCGCGAACCGGAAGUUUGGAACAGAGAAAUAUUUGCGAAUUUCUCUAUGAGUGUUCACUAUAUUUUUUAUUUGAAAAAAAAAUUGAAAAAAGUUCAUAUGAAAAUAUAUUGAUUCAUUAUCACAUAUUUCUCAUGAAAAAUUUUCAGGCCUUGGAUGAAAGCGACAAAGUCCUUUAUGGAGCUCAAGACCAAGGGAGACUCAAAACGAUGUUGUCUCACUUUCCUCAAGAGAAGGGCCAACAGUUCGACACAAGACCUGGUGAAGAUCCGAAGAAGUGCAGCUGCACCUUUUGCCGUCUGUGGACAGCUAAUGAACAAAGUGCGACUGACGAUCAAAGUGAAAAUCAGGUCCAGUUGAUAUUUGAAAGUGUGUUUUUACAGGAGUCAAGAUGUCAAAACCAAAGCGACAACAUUUACCCGUUCUUGGUCUUCUUUUUCUCUUUGAUGAUUCUUGGGAAUCGGAAGAACUGUCCCUUGGAGUUUGGGACUGCCUCUACUAGAUGACAACAUCAAGAAAAAGAGUCUUCCAGCGUAUUUUGGUAAGUCUCCUAUCUAAUUAAAAUUUUCGCUCUAAUAAAUUUUCCUGAAGUUUUCGUUCAUUGAGCCUUUUUGCACAAGCAAUCUGUUUUAGGAGCGAUUUCUUCCAUUCGAGUGCUUGGUCCGAUCUGCGGGUACCUGAUUGGAAGCGCUUGCAACAAGUUUUACUUCACUCUCUCUCGUGAGUUCCAGAUCACAUUAAAAACUGAAACUACUCUUUCUAGCCCCAACUGGAUUGACGCCAGCUGAUCCAACUUGGAUCGGAGCCUGGUGGAUCGGUUUUCUUUUCAUUGGAACAAUCACCAUCUUUCCGUCACUUCUGCUCUUCUUCUUCCCCAGUGGAACAAAAGAGUUUCAAAUAAUAUUUCAGCGCAGUUUUUGAAUAACUGAAAUGGCUUCAGUGGCAAAGCUGUACAGCUGUUCGACGCUCACAAACACAAAGAAGAAAAAGGAAAAAGCGUGAAAGAAAAAAUAAAAGGUUUGCGAAGAGACGAGUUUUUGUCAACAGAAGGUAUCGUUCAGACUUCCGUGAUUGCUGCAAAGCGGUGUUCAGCAGCAAGAUCUACAUGGGCAGUGUUGUCGGAAGAAUCUGCGACGUGCUCGCUUUCAAGGGGUUUGUCUGUUCAAACACCUUCGCCGCUGUUUUUUUGUCCUAAAGACUGUUUGUCAAGCGAAAAACAAAAGAGAACGGCGAUCUCUUAGGUCAAGAAGGUUCCGGCCAUUGUGAAUCGGAACAAUGCAAUUCAUCUGCUGUUGACCGAUUAUAUGCGCGGAAAAGAGAAUGGAGUUGGAAAUUUUGAUAAACCGAUAAUUAUAAGUUUCAUGAGCUUAUCAAAAAAAUAAAUGUUGUUGAAAUUUGGCGAAAACAUAAAAUUAAUAUUUUUUUCCCCGAAAAACAAUAGUUAUCAAUAAAAAAACAAGUUCAUUAAAAUACAUAAUUUUUUUCAUAAAAGCUUUCGAGACAAAAAUUCCUUCGAAUUAAUGUCAUAUAGGUUUUAUUUCUUGAAAGAUAUCGAAACCUGCACAAUUGGGGCAAAGAAAUUAAUGAAAAAUGUGUCCUUAUUUGGUGAUCGCUGAAAAAAAAUCGUCAUUUUGCUUUUAUAGUGAAAAUUACUAUCCUUCGAUUGAUUAAUGUGGCUUACAAUUUCCUAAAUGUAUUUUAAAUACGCAAAACUGGCAGUGAUUUUGCCCUCACUCCAUACUUUCAUUUCAAUUAUUUCAGGUACAUUGUCUUCUUGCCAAAAUAUCUGGAAAACCAUUUCGGAAUCCCUCAAUACUUGGUUCAUCGCUAUAUGGGUAAAUUAACCUGUUUUCUUUUUUCUAUUGUUUCCGUUCAGCUUUCUUCGGAGUUUUCGGAUUCGGCUUGGGAACUGCAACUGGCGGAUUCCUGACCAAGAAAAUGAAACUGAAUGGAAGAAGAGCUGCAAUGUUUGUGGCCGUUGUUUCUACAUUAAACGUCGUCAUUUACUCCUCAAAAAUUUUCAUUGGAUGCGAAUCGAUUGUCAAUUCAAUUGGGCUCAAUAACAGGUGAGAAAAUAAUUACCGAAGUUCAUCGAAAUCUGCCCCGGAUCAGUCAAAAUCACAUCAUUUCGAUUUCAGGGACACCAACUACAACUUCAGCAGACCGUGUAAUUCGGAGUGCUCAUGCGAAGGCGUCAAACUGUACCCGGUGUGCGAUGAAACUGGGUGAGAUAUAUGAGACUUGUUUUUUUUCACCUUUUAAUGGGAAAUUGAGUAAUUUAUAAUUGGAAGAAUUUUAUUGGUAAAGGUCAUUAACAUUAAAAAACUGAGAAGGAUAAAACGGAUGAAGUGAAGUUAGUUGAAAAAAAGAUAGCAAAAAAAGAAUGAAAAAUGUAUAAAUAUUUCAUUCGAAGUUUACGAAAGUCUUAUCAGAUAUGCCUACUUUUCUCCUUGCCAUGCUGGAUGCCGAGAAGCCAUGUCACCUGAAGGACCUGACAGUCACAACCUCGUAGGAUCCAUUCUUUUUCAAAACAAUCUCAUCUUCGAUUCAGCAAUUUUCAUCCUGCGAAUGUGCGAAAGGGGGAACUGUCAGCAAGAAGUUCUGCAAAGACACCUGUCGCAUGUCGACCGUCAUUUUCUUCAUGACAGUCCUGCCAGGAGCUUUUGUUGCAGGACUUGGAGUAGUUCCCGGAAUAUUGAUAUUCUUGAGGUUAAACUUCGGUUCUUCCGUUAAGUUCGAUAUAAAUUUCAGAAGUGUCCCGCCGGAGACUCGAUCCCUUUGCUUGGGACUUCAAGGGCUUCUUGUUUCUCUUUUUGGAACUCUGCCGUCGCCAAUUCUUUGGGGAUUCGUUAUCGACGCUACCUGUAUGGUUUGGGACCACACCUGCUCAGGAGAACGUGGUUCCUGUGCCAUUUAUCAUCCGCAGAAGCUUCGAGUUUGGUAGGAAAAUAACAGAUUCCAACUGAGAAGGAAGAAAAAAUGUUACAGGAUGCACGUUCUGUAUGUAAUUGUGAGAGGAAUUUCCUUGACUAUGGACCUUUACGUUUGGUGGUACGCUAAGCAUUUGAACAUCAUGGACGACCCUGUAAAUGAAGUGAGCUUUGUUCGAAAGAAAUGCGAAUAACAUCAUUUUUUAGGACCAAGAAGUUGAUGCGCGAAAACAUUCGAUGACCAUGACGCCGGUGGUUACGGAAAACUGA